This is a messenger RNA of Tetrahymena thermophila SB210, 1286 nucleotides long. Its product is annotated as anhydro-N-acetylmuramic acid kinase. Gene Ontology annotation, biological process: amino sugar metabolic process; peptidoglycan turnover. Lineage: Eukaryota; Ciliophora; Oligohymenophorea; Hymenostomatida; Tetrahymenidae. The record is from RefSeq and is a predicted model, not a curated record. The transcript has a single exon. Gene Ontology annotation, molecular function: ATP binding; phosphotransferase activity, alcohol group as acceptor.
AAUAUUAUUGAUAAGAGUGGAUUAUCUAUGACUGAUAAUUAAAUAAAAACUCUUAAUAUUAUAGGCGUAAUGUCAGGAACAUCUUUGGAUGGAUUAGAUUUAGCAUACUUUAAAUUUAAGUAUCUUGAAAAUUAAAAGUAGACUUUUAACUCUAAAUCUUUUACUUACGAGAUAAUCAAUGCAGAAACAAUAGCCUACGAUGAAAAUAUGAGAAGUAAUUUAAUAAACACAAUGUAAAUGUCUGGUGUAGAGCUGUCAAAGUUUGAUAGAGAAUAUGGAAAAUUUAUUGGAGAAAGUAUUGUGAAAUUUAUUAAAAAAUUUAAUAUUCAUCAUAAAUCUGUUGAUUAUGUUUCUAGCCAUGGGCAUACUGUUUUUCACAAUCCAUCAGAACAAUAUACAGUAUAGAUUGGUCACGGUUCUUCAAUAGCAGCAAGUUGCAAAAUUCCCACAAUAUGUGAUUUUCGUAGUUUAGAUGUAGCUCUUGGUGGUCAGGGUGCUCCAUUAGUUCCUAUUGGAGAUAAAUUAUUGUUUGCAGAAUAUAAAUAUUGUCUGAAUAUUGGAGGCAUAAUAAAUAUUUCGUUUGAUAUUAAUUAAUCUGAUGAAAUUAAUCAAAUUCGCAAGGCUUUUGAUGUAUCUCCAGGAAAUAUGAUACUAAAUUACUUAUGCAAAAAAUACUUAAACAAAGAAUACGAUGCUGAUGGUUAAGAAGCAAGGUUAGGUAAAACACAUUAAGAAUUACUAAAUUAGUUAUUGAAUGUAGAAUUUUUCUUAAAGGCAGGACCUAAAUCUCUUGGUAAAGAGCAUGUUGAAAAAGAUUUUUUACCAUUAAUAGAAGCAAAUUAAGAUUUGUCUGUACAAGAUAAAUUAAACACUGUUGUUGAAAUGAUGGCUUAAACUACUGCUGAAUAAAUCAAAGUUAAUGAUAGUAAAUAAGAAGAUGAUAUAAAAGUUUUAGCCACAGGAGGUGGUGCAUAUAAUAAAUAUUUUAUUGAAAGACUUAAUUUUUACCUUAGAGAUACUAAAGUAUAAGUAAUUGUACCAAAUAAUUUAAUUGUAGAGUUUAAGGAAGCUCUUUUGUUUGCAUUUCUAGGAUUUCUUAGAAUAUUAAAAUUACCUAACUGCCUAAAGUCUGUCACAGGGGCUUCCUAAGACAACAUUGGGGGAUGUUUGUAUUUAAUUUGAAAAUCACAAAUGUUUAUAAUAUACUGUUAAUUUUAAUUAUUUUUAGUAUUAAUAAUAAAUGAAUGUUAUUCGGUGUAAAUAUAAGAUUUUCUUUUUCAGUGUUU